Molecule: messenger RNA, 816 nt
Organism: Cordyceps fumosorosea ARSEF 2679
Lineage: Eukaryota; Fungi; Ascomycota; Sordariomycetes; Hypocreales; Cordycipitaceae
Product: complex I intermediate-associated protein 30
Exons: 2
Coding region: 1-816 (271 amino acids)
Biological process (GO): mitochondrial respiratory chain complex I assembly; mitochondrial electron transport, NADH to ubiquinone
Cellular component (GO): mitochondrion
Source: RefSeq, a predicted model, not a curated record
AUGCGGGCGACACAACCACAAUGGCGCAAGAGUUUCUUGUCGCGCAGUCUAGAUGAGCUGAAGCGCCGGUCUAGCAUAGCGUGGAAUCUCGAAGCUGUGAAAGGGCCGCAAGGCCCACGCACUCUCUACGAAUUUACUGACAGCGAGUCGACACGCGACUGCAUCCUCAUGUCCGACGAUCUCAUCGGCGGCUCGUCCAAGUCACACCUCGAUUAUGUAACAUGCCCUUCGACCUCAUUACCUUCGACCGCAACAUCGACAUCGUCAUCGUCAUCGUCAUCGUCAUCGUCAUCGCCUUCAUCCUACGCACGCUUUCACGGCUCCAUUUCCACAGCCUUACCAAGCGACAGACUCAAGAUCAAGCGGACUGGCUACGCUGCCUUUCGGACGCCCAACCAGGCGCCCACCCUCUUCGGGAAAUCCGUCUGGGAUAUCGACCCCUACACCUACCUCGCACUUCGCGUAAAGUCUGACGGUCGUGCCUACUUUGUCAACGUCCAGACUGAGGGCGUCGAGCCCACCGAUCUACACCAGCAUCGUCUCUUCGCCAAGCGCCCGGGGCAAUGGGAGACGGUCCUCAUAAAAUGGAACGAUUUUGUCCGCACCAACUAUGGCUUCGUCGUCGAGCCCCAGACCGAGAUCCUGCGCCAGCGCGUCGCCACCGUCGGCGUUGGACUGACGGACCGAGUCGAGGGACCUUUUGAACUUUGUAUCCAGCGAGUCUGGGCGACAAACCAACCGCCUGACAUCGACGGCCCCAACUUGGAGCUACAUGGGGGACUUAAGACGAAACAAGGCGAUCGGAUAAAAUGGUAG